AUGUUACUCACUCGGCUCUCGAUUAAAUUCGCCCAACUCUCGCCUGCCGAACUGGAUAUUGUCUACAUCGAGGAGGCCAUAGCGUCUCCCGAAAAUAGAAACGAGGAAGCAAGACUCUCAAUUAACAAAGGACAAGAAAAGAUCUACCUCCUGAGAUCUGGGAUAGGCGAGUUAUUUCUUCGCCCGGAGCGGCCGAUCGCGCCGCUUUACGGAAAGCCUCAUGUCGGCACUGGAAUUGCGUUUGGGAAUCUCACAGACACCAUCAGCCCGCCGAUGGGAGCGCACAAGGGCAAAUUGAACCUAGGUAGUCUGAUGCACUGGCUGGGAAUGAGCGGACUUCUCGCGAAGACUGGAAUCAACCGCCAGCUAAAUGACGACCUCCCAAAGCGAUAG
Aspergillus affinis is the source of this 393-nucleotide messenger RNA. Its product is annotated as F-box domain protein. NCBI's taxonomy places the organism in Eukaryota, Fungi, Ascomycota, Eurotiomycetes, Eurotiales, Aspergillaceae. The record is from RefSeq and is a predicted model, not a curated record. The coding region runs from base 1 to 393 and encodes 130 amino acids. The transcript is spliced from 3 exons.